AAAUGAGAAGACGCACAAAAAUGGCACCACGUAAGGGUAAGGAGAAGAAGGAAGAGCAGGUCAUCAGCUUGGGACCGCAGGCUGCUGAAGGGGAAAACGUGUUUGGUGACUGCCAUAUCUUCGCUUCCUUCAAUGACACUUUUGUCCAUGUAAUUGAUCUCUGUGACAAGGAACCCAUCUGCCGAGUAACUGGUGGUAUGAAGGUGAAGGCCAACAGAGAUGAGCCUUUGCCCUAUGCUGCUAUGUUGGCAGCCCAGGAUGUCGCCCAGUGGUGCAAGGAGCUGGGCAUCACUGCCCUUCACAUCAAGCUGCGAGCUACAUGUGGAAAUAGGACCAAGAUUCCUGGACCUUGUGCACAGUCAGCCCUCAGAGCUCUCACUCGUUCUGGAAUGAAGAUUGGGCACAUUGAUUAUAUCACCCCCAUCCCCUCUGACAGCACUCGCAGAAAGGGUGGUCACCUGGGUCAUCGACUGUAAACUGUGGCUGGCUUU
Molecule: messenger RNA, 491 nt
Organism: Dermochelys coriacea (leatherback sea turtle)
Lineage: Eukaryota; Metazoa; Chordata; Testudines; Dermochelyidae
Product: 40S ribosomal protein S14-like
Exons: 1
Coding region: 3-476 (157 amino acids)
Biological process (GO): translation; ribosomal small subunit assembly; maturation of SSU-rRNA from tricistronic rRNA transcript (SSU-rRNA, 5.8S rRNA, LSU-rRNA)
Cellular component (GO): ribosome; cytosolic small ribosomal subunit
Molecular function (GO): mRNA 5'-UTR binding; small ribosomal subunit rRNA binding; structural constituent of ribosome
Source: RefSeq, a predicted model, not a curated record